Penaeus vannamei (Pacific white shrimp) is the source of this 2132-nucleotide messenger RNA. The record is from RefSeq and is a predicted model, not a curated record. NCBI's taxonomy places the organism in Eukaryota, Metazoa, Arthropoda, Malacostraca, Decapoda, Penaeidae.
CUGUGUUUGUUUACAUCAUUGUGUGUUCUUGCUUCCUCAUCCUCGGGAAUUCGGAGUGGAGAGACUCUGGUUCGGGUGUGGGAAGUUGUAUUGUUUAUGAAGAGAAGGGAAGAUUUGAGAUAGUUUUCCGUAUUGUUUGGAAUGAAAUAUGGAGUAUUCGAAAGAGAAGGUCUUGUCGCUUAUUAAGGAGAAGGAUAACGUCGAGCAAAAUAUCAAGGAGUAUUGGGAUAUUUUGAAGACCAAUAAUGUGGGAAUGAAUGAUCCAUUGAUUGAUCAUGAAGGCUACCCAAGAUCCGAUAUUGAUGUCUAUCAAGUACGUCAUGCGAGACACCAAAUCAAAUGUCUUCAAAAUGACCACACAGCUCUCCUGAAACAGAUUGAGGAAGGGCUUGUUGCAGUCCACAGUCAGGCACGCACUGCAGAGGCUGAUCCCAAUGGUGUGAACGUCCCUCCUCCACAGCCUAAUUUCGAGCCUUUUGCUAAAGUUGACCAUGUGACGCUAGGAUCUCCAGCGCAUAUAGCGGGCCUACAGGAAGGGGACCAGAUCGGAAAGUUUGGAUCGGUUGUUAGCAGCAACUUCCGCAACAUGACCAACAUUGCAGAAAUUGUGAAUCACUCGGUGAACUCCACAAUUCAGGUCAUAGUCCAAAGAGAAGAGCAGAGUGUGACUUUGUCCCUUACUCCACGACCAUGGUCUGGUAGAGGACUUCUAGGCUGCAACAUCAUCCCCAUUGAAAGAUUGGAUCGAUAAGAACCAAAUAAAAGAAAAAGAUAUGCAAACUGUUUACCGGAGAUGCUUUGAUCAGUUCCCAGCUACAGUUAGCAGGUAGCUCUUUGCUGAUGGGAGUUCACACACUGGGACAGUGACACCACCUACGACCAUAUGAACCAUUGGUUUGAAUAACUUGGUGCGACUGCUCAUAAUGCUUGCACCUCAUCAGAAUCUGCAAUCUAUUCAACUACUAAGCUGAACUAUGAUUAAUAGUAAGGACGGCCUAGCACUUUGUUUUUAGGGCUCGAUAGGCAUAGGGAAAGUAAUUUACUAAGAAAUGUGAAGUGGUUAGGUUAAUUUUUACACAGGCAAAGUAUCACAGCAAGCUAAUGGUUAUGUAGCUGGUAGUUAGGUAAUCUUAAAAUACCUACAGGAUCUGACAAAAGCCUUUCAUUAUAUCACUGCAACCAACUCUAUCAUGUCUCUAGCUGUCAAGUUGGAUGAAAAUUCAGUACAAUUGUUCAACAGAAGAUUUCUCCUUUGGUUUUCAGUAAGAUAGUUGCUAAAAUGAGAUAAUACUUGGUAUAAAUUUAAAAUCGGAUUGACAAAGUGGCUUACCGUAUUAACUUAUAUAUAUCUUAUACUUCCAAAUUAUUCUUUCACAGCACCUAAUCUUCCUUAGCUGUAUGUGUAAGCAAAAAGAUUUAUGUGUUAUGUCAUGGUAGAUCAAGGUUUCUUUCUGUCUCUACUGUAGCCCUUCUUGGGUUUCAUGUAUUUUAAUGUAGACAUACAUCAGUUUCCUGUCACAGGAAACUAGGGAGUAUGCCUCUUGUUUGUAAAAAAAAAUGAUCCCUUUCCUUUUUGAUAAUGUAAUUCUAUGUCUUCGUCUCCAUGUAAACUAAGAAAAAAAAACAAUAACUCAUUUACAUCAUUUUUAAAGGAUAGUAAAAAUACAACAGCAUGUGGAACUGUUAUGAGAACUGUUUUAUUUUAACUAGAAUGAAUGGACAGAACACUGGUAACAUAGAGAAAGCCAAAAAAAGGUUUUGAAACAAGUUUUGGUAAUGGGAAAAUAAGAUUUAAGCUAGAAUAAGCCCGUAUCCCACCGAGACAUUUUUUUCCCUCUCAAUCAUAAAAUAUUGAGUCAAAUCACACUUUUACUUCAUUUGGUUAUUAGAUCCGUUGUUGUCACUCCUAAGAAAACCACAUAUAUUGUGUUUUUUAUAUAUCAUAAAUCAAGAAAUACUACAAGCUAAUUAAUCCUGCAGAGUAUAAGCAAUUUAAAAACUGUUUAAGCAUUAUGGUGAGCUAAGAAUAUAUCACUAUGUUCUAUUUAUUUUCGUAGGCUAAUAUCAAUGGUAUCACAUACAAUAGCAAGUUUGAUGAACAAUAAAACGAAACUUAAAUGUGAAAAGCUAAA